Messenger RNA from Aureobasidium vineae, 1591 nucleotides. The record is from the annotation of a GenBank genome assembly. Lineage: Eukaryota; Fungi; Ascomycota; Dothideomycetes; Dothideales; Saccotheciaceae.
GGAUUUAUCGGUGAUCGGUAACGAUGCUCCACGCACUGCCAGCAUCACUCCCCAGGACAUGCACCAUUUUGCCAAAGUCGACACCAAUGUCGCUGCAGAGGCCGCGAGAGCAGCUCAGUCUGAAGUGUCCAUGACACUCUGGCAGGCCAUCAAGACCUAUCCCAAGGCCAUUGGCUGGUCCAUCCUCAUCAGCACUUGCAUCAUUCUCCGCUUUGGUGAGCGCUCAGCUGAUGGCAGCUACCAAAUCAGCGCUGCCUGGCAGUCCGGUCUGUCGAACGGUGCUUUGGUUGGUGAAGUGCUGGGUCUUCUGUUCAUUGGAUAUAUCGUCGAACGCAUUGGCUACAAGAAGACCAUGAUCGGUUCUCUCACCCUUCUUACUGGCUUCAUCUUCAUCGUCUUCUUUGCACAGAGUCUGCCCAUGCUACUCGUUGGAGAGAUUCUCAUGGCUUUCCAAACCCUGACCACCACCUACGCAGCCGAGGUCUGUCUAGUCAGUCUCCGCGCCUACCUCACGACUUACGUCAAUCUUUGCUGGGUUAUUGGACAGUUCCUCUCUUCAGCCGUUCUCAAAGGUGUUGCCAACAAGACUGGACCUAUCGGCUACAAACUGCCCUAUGGACUUCAGUGGAUUUGGCCUCUUCCUUUGAUCAUCGGUAUUGCAUUGGCACCAGAAUCGCCAUGGUGGCUAGUCCGCAAGAACCGCCCAGAAGAAGCCAAGAAGCAAGUACUCCGCUUGACAUCGCGCAACCAGACCGAUUCUGGUUUCAACGUCGACGAGACAGUCAACAUGAUGAUCUACACCAACGAACUCGAGAAGGCAAGCACUGAAGGAACCAGUUACUUGGACUGCUUCAAGGGCACCGACCUUCGCCGCACUGAGAUCGUGUGUGUAGUCUGGGCCAUCCAAACCAUGUGCGGUGCAUCUUCGUUCACUGGAUAUUCGACAUACUUCUUCGAACAGGCGGGUCUCGAUGUCUCUUCUGCUUUUUCCAUGUCGCUGGGUCAGUAUGGUCUUGGUGCCGUCGGUACCCUCCUGUCUUGGGUUCUGAUGACCAAGUUUGGACGCCGAACUCUGUACCUUUGGGGACAAAUCGCUAUGGUGGCUAUUCUGCUGAUUGUCGGAUUCCUCGGCAUCGCACCCAAGAGCGCCGAAGGCCCAAGCUGGGCGAUCGGUGCCAUGAUCCUGAUCUAUACAUUCGUCUACGACAUGACUGUUGCNUACUCCCUCGUUGCCGAAAUCUCUUCCACCCGUCUCCGUAACAAGACCGUCGUCCUUGCCCGUAACCUGUACAACAUCACCGGUGUAGUGGCCAACGUCCUGACCCCUCACAUGCUCAACCCAGACGCUUGGGGCUGGGGAGCCAAAGCCGGAUUCUUUUGGGCCGGCACUGGAGCUCUGUGCGCAGUGUGGACAUACUUUCGUGUUCCUGAGCCCAAGGGCAGAACAUAUGCCGAGAUGGACAUGCUGUUUGAUGCUAAGAUUUCGGCGAGAAAGUUUUCUCAGACCAACGUCGAGUGUUUUGAGGAUGCUGUCAUGCAUCAGAAGGGCGGCGAGAAGAGCACUGUCGAGUAUGUUGACAAAGCUGACGCU